This is a messenger RNA of Podarcis raffonei (Aeolian wall lizard), 1902 nucleotides long. RefSeq names its product retinol dehydrogenase 7-like. The record is from RefSeq and is a predicted model, not a curated record. The transcript is spliced from 5 exons. The coding region runs from base 379 to 1326 and encodes 315 amino acids. Lineage: Eukaryota; Metazoa; Chordata; Lepidosauria; Squamata; Lacertidae.
UUGAAGAAAAAAAAUAGUUAUAUUGCCAGGGGGGAAGCCAGUAGAUGGUGUUCUUGUUUUCAGUUUAGCUUAUACUGUAUUUCUAUAUAUGGUGGCUGAGAUAAGGAAUGCAGCUGCAGGCAUGGGAAAGAAGGGAGUGUCCUUGCUCUGAACCGGCUGCAGAGAUAAGGAGGAGUAUGAGUGCAGGGCUACCUUGAACUCAUGCUAUGACUUCGAAGUGUGAAAUUGAAGGAGGUGCCCUUAGAAGUGGAUGGGAAAAAGGACGACAGCAUAAAGCACUUGCUACAGAAACGGUGGAAAGCUGCUCCAUGACGCUAUAAAAGGCCCCAACUGCAGCAAUCAAUUGGGAUUCCAGUUUGGACUGACCGGGUUUCAGCCAUGUGGCUCUACCUGGCUGCCCUGCUGGGGCUUUACUUCCUUCGCCGAUGGUACCAGGAGAGACAGACGGUGGAGAACCUGACGGAGAAAUAUGUCUUCAUCACGGGGUGUGACUCUGGCUUUGGAAACCUACUUGCCAGGCAGCUGGAUGCCCGGGGCCUGCAGGUGCUGGCAGCCUGUCUCACGCAGAAGGGGGCAGAGCAGCUGGGCAAGGCCACCUCAGAGCGCUUGAAAACCACCAUUCUGGAUGUGAGCAGCACAGAGAGUGUGGCGGCCGCGACGGAGUGGGUGAAAGGGUGCAUUGGAAGCAAAGGGCUCUGGGGCUUGGUGAACAAUGCAGGCACAGGGAUCCCAACAGCUCCCAAUGAGUGGCUGACGAAAGAUGACUUUGCAAAGGUGAUCAACGUCAACCUUCUUGGGAUGAUUGAUGUGACGCUACACAUGGUGCCCCUGGUGAGGAGAGCCAGAGGGAGGGUGGUCAACGUGUGCAGUACGAUGGGACGACUGGCCUGUUUUGGAGGUGGUUACUGCCCAUCCAAGUUUGGUGCAGAAGCCUUCUCUGACAGCCUGAGGAGAGAGCUCCAUCCUUUUGGAGUCCAAGUCAGCAUAAUUGAACCUGGUGGUUUCAAAACACCUAUUGCCUCAAAUGCACUAGAACAUUUUCAGACUGUAUGGAGCCAGGUACCUUCUGACAUCAGAGACUGUUAUGGUCAGCAGUACUUUGAGCAAUGUCGCAAAUCGUUCCAAGAACUCAUUGAUGGUUGCAGCAACAAGUUUCACCUGGUCACCGACUGCAUAGAACAUGCCCUGACAUCCUGCUCCCCUCGCACUCGCUACUCUCCAGGCUGGGAUGCAAAGCUCUUCUACCUUCCUGUCUCUUACUUGCCAACCACCAUUGCAGACUAUGUGUUGACCCACUCUGGGCCCAAACCAGCACAAGCCGUGUAGAUGAUUGUGAAGGACAACAUGACAGGUGGCCAAACAAUCUAUGGAUGGAACAUUGAAUCUUUUAGGAUCUUAUUGAGAUGCAGGCUUAGUAAUCAGUAGCUGUAAAGAGAAAUAGUUUUAUUUUUAUUUUUUUACUGAUGAUUGGCUGAUGCAGCUUAGGCUCAAUACUUUGCUACUCAUUUAUCUAGGAAUAAGCCCCAUUGAACUCAAUGCCACCUACUGUAAGACUGAGUGGCCAGACACUUUCUGCCACACCUUUACCUUACUCUCCAGCCAAGUGGUCUUGAAGGAGUUAUAAGUGGUGUAAAAAGGUAAAACAUCUUCUUUCAUUCCCCACUUAUCUGGUUCUAAGGAGGUUUAUUUGGAAUCAUUCUUGCAAAGUUUGGAAUUGACUUAGAACCAGUUGUAACGAACCAAACAGGAACUCUCCAAUUUUGUCCCCUCUCCCCACAAAAAUCCUGGGAACUGUGGUAUAAGGAUUCUGGGGUAACCUGUAGUUCCUUGGAGUGAGGGAAAGAUGUGCUCCCCACAAACCAACUGGAAUGAAUGCUCAAGUGAAGCUGGUUAUAAUCUGAA